Molecule: messenger RNA, 439 nt
Organism: Closterium sp. NIES-65
Lineage: Eukaryota; Viridiplantae; Streptophyta; Zygnematophyceae; Desmidiales; Closteriaceae
Source: the annotation of a GenBank genome assembly
AUGCCUCGGCCAGGGGAGAGCGCCCCCCGCACGGUGACGCUGAUGCCUGGGGAUGGCAUUGGCCCGCUCGUUGCUGACGCCGUGGUGCAGGCUGAGUUCCCACAGCUGUCCAGAUCUUGCCUUUCCCCCCGACCUCAUGUAUCUCUCCCCUUCCCAUCCCACCUGCUUUCCCUUGCUGUGCGCGCUCCCCGCUGCCCCUCGCAGGUGCUGACGGCCAUGUGGGCGCCGGUGCAGUUUGAGGUGUGUGAGAUCAGCGGCAGGAUGCCGCGCCUGCCUGCAGACGUGCUGGACUCGCUGCACCGCAACGGCGUUGGGCUCAAAGGUGGCCUCGCCACGCCUGUGAGUGCUCCGCCUGACGUGCUGGACUCGUUGCACCGCAACGGCGUCGGGCUCAAGGGUGGCCUCGCCACGCCUGUGAGUGCUCUCUGCUCUGUGCCUU